This is a messenger RNA of Boeremia exigua, 198 nucleotides long. RefSeq lists its product as uncharacterized. Lineage: Eukaryota; Fungi; Ascomycota; Dothideomycetes; Pleosporales; Didymellaceae. The transcript has a single exon. The annotation marks the transcript as partial. The record is from RefSeq and is a predicted model, not a curated record.
CUUUCAUCCAAGAAACUCGCAUACGCACAUUCAGCAUGGCUCGCCGAAUCUACCUUACAAUUACACCGUCUAGCCCACGAGAAUCUCGGUCUUGGAAGCUGGAAAAGAACAGAGGAAGCCAUUCCUGUAACGCAUUUAGACGUCGCUCUUGCUGUGCUUGAUGUCACAGAUCCAAAACAUGCUCGUAUGGUGGUCCCG